Triticum turgidum subsp. durum (durum wheat) is the source of this 687-nucleotide messenger RNA. Lineage: Eukaryota; Viridiplantae; Streptophyta; Magnoliopsida; Poales; Poaceae. The record is from the annotation of a GenBank genome assembly.
AUGGAGGACUCCCAUCCGCAGCCGGCACCGGUGCUGACUGCUGAGUGUGUUCUGAGAGCUGAACCCAACGAGAUGCUGUCCAGGAACACCCCCAAGUUCAAGGUGGAGCGCAAGGAGGAGGGCCACGGCGACACCCUGGUAGAUAUCUACUGCACCGUCAAGCCGGGGUUGCUGCUGUCGACGGUGAGCACAUUCAAUUUGCCUGCUUUCUUGGCCCUCUCUUUACGGAUGCAUAAUUCUUUCUUCUGGUCUAGCUCCUCACCACGUCGCCCGGCUGGCGGUCAUACUUUGUUCGUGCCGGCUGGUUGUUGCUCUGUGAUUGGUUUGUCAUCUGCUGAUUCCUCUUCUUGUAUGAGCAAUUUCCUUAAUUUCAAUUCUGAUUGGUCUAGCUUUUGUCUGUGUGUGCUUGCCGUCACUUUCUGCUGUUCGGCCGCUGUUGCCAUUCGUGUCGUCGUGAUGUGUUUCUCGAUCGAGCUGUCGCUUUCUCAUGCGGUGCUGCCGGUCUUUGUCAGCGACCAGUGCUGCUUUACGUCCAUCGGUUACUCUGUCUAUGUUGUUCUAGCGGUGCCGCUGUCGAUGUUCCUUCGCGAUGUUGCCAUUUCCGCUGAUCGGUGCGAUCUUUCUGGUGUUUCCCGGAGAUUUUUCCAUUCCUUUCUGUGCUUUCCUCUCUCUUUUCGGAGGCUAUAA